This is a messenger RNA of Sphaeramia orbicularis (orbiculate cardinalfish), 2849 nucleotides long. RefSeq names its product scavenger receptor cysteine-rich type 1 protein M130-like. The record is from RefSeq and is a predicted model, not a curated record. Gene Ontology annotation, molecular function: serine-type endopeptidase activity. Gene Ontology annotation, cellular component: plasma membrane. The coding region runs from base 664 to 2535 and encodes 623 amino acids. NCBI's taxonomy places the organism in Eukaryota, Metazoa, Chordata, Actinopteri, Kurtiformes, Apogonidae. The transcript is spliced from 10 exons. Gene Ontology annotation, biological process: zymogen activation.
GGAGGAGCAAGUCGUUGUGCUGGAAAACUGGAGAUGAAACGGCAGUAUGAAAACUGGAAAAAAGUGGAAGGAGACAACUGGAACCUGAAGUUAGCGAACAGAGUGUGUCCAGAACUCAACUGUGGAUCUGCUGUUUCAAUAAGAAUAACAGAGGCAUCAUCAAUAGAAGAAUGUUGGGACAUCAAAUAUGAAUGUGAUGAACCUUCUCUAAAUAAAUGUUUUAUACAUAGUACAACUCUCAACUCAUUCCUGGAGCUGAAGUGUUCAGACUCUGUCAGACUGGUUCAUGGCUCCAGUUUAUGUUCAGGCAGACUGGAGGUCCAGUCUAACCAGUCCUGGUCCUUAGUUUGUGAAGAACACUUUGACCUUCAGGAUGCAAACAUGGUCUGCAGAGAGCUGGGCUGUGGGGCUCCUUCAGUCCUCCAGGGGGCACACUAUAUAGAAGCUGAGACUCAUCGAUGGCAUAAGUUUCAGUGUAGAGGUCAUGAAUCUGUCCUCCUGGACUGUGGAGGCUCAGUGUCAGAUACCUGUUCAUCUGGAAAAGCUGUGGAGCUCACCUGCUCAUAACCUGUUAGGCUGGUGGGAGGAGUCAGUCGCUGUGAUGGUGCAGUCCAGCUCAAACAUCAUGGAGAAUGGAGAUACGUGUUAGACUAUGUUUGGACCAUGAGGACAGGAGCUGUAGUAUGUAGUCUGCUGGACUGUGGCUCCCCUGUGUCUCUGAGAAGAAAAGUUGAUUCAUUCCACACUAUGUGGUCGAUCACACCCUCCUGUAUUCACUCUGCAUCUUCACUGUGGGACUGUGUGACAACACAGAAUGCUCACAGCGCUUACCAAUUGGAGAUCACCUGCUCAGACUCUGUCAGACUGGUUCAUGGUUCCAGUGUUUGUUCAGGCAGACUGGAGGUCCAGUCUAACCUGACCUGGUCCUCAGUGUGUGAAGAGCACUUUGACCUUUGCGACGCAGAGGUUGUCUGCAGAGAGCUGGGCUGUGGGCCUCCUUCAGUCCUCCAGGGGGCGCUCUAUGGAGAACCUGAAACUUCUGUAUGGAAGAUGUUCCAGUGCGAAGGUCAUGAAGCUGCUCUCCUGCACUGUGGAGGCUCAGUGUCAGAUACAUGCUCAUCUGGAAAAGCUGUGGAACUCACCUGCUCAGACUCUAACAUCAGACUGGUGGGAGGAUCCAGCCCCUGUGAUGGUUCAGUACAACUGAAACAACAUGGAGAGUGGAGAGAUCUAACAGUCUAUGACUGGACCCUGAAGGCAGUGUCUGUAAUAUGUGGUCAGCUCAACUGUGGCUCCCCUAUUUCUAUGAAAGAAAAACAUGAUUCAGAACGUCCAGUGUGGAAUAUCUCACCCUCCUGUGUUCAGUCUGUAUCCACACUGAGGGACUGUAUAACGGCUGCUGACAUAACUGCCCAUUCCAGCCUGGACAUCACCUGCUCAGACUCUGUCAGACUGGUUCAUGGUUCCAGUCUAUGUUCAGGCAGGCUGGAGAUCCAGUGGGACCAGUCGUCCUGGUCCUCAGUGUGUGAAGAGCACAUUCAUGUUCAGGAUGCAGAAGUUGUCUGCAGGGAGCUUGGCUGUGGAAGUCCUUCAGUCCUCCAUGGGGUGCUCUAUGAAGAGGGGGAGGUUCCAGUCUGGACCAGUGAGCUCCAGUGUGAAGGCAAUGAGUCUUCUUUCCUGGAUUGCAAGGCAUCUGGUUCUUUUGGGAAGACCUGCUUGUCUGGAAAAGCUGCUGGGCUCACCUGCUCAGAACCGGUCAGGUUGGUUGGACAGCCGAGCCGAUGUGCUGGUACUUUAGAGAUCUACCACCAGGGACAGUGGAGACCAGUGGGAACCUCUUUUCAGUCAGACCUACAGUCUGCAGCUGCUGUCUGUAGACACCUGGACUGUGGUUCUGCUGUUUCAGUAAACUCAACAAAUGAGGUUUACGACAUACCUAUGUGGGUAAUCUCAUCUGCCUGUGUAAAGCUGACAUCUGCUCUGCAGGACUGUAUUAAACUGUAUUCUAAUGGAUACGUGUCCACUCUGGAAGUGUUAUGUUCAGAUAUACUGGUUCAGCCAAACAUCUCCUUGUCUUCUUCCAAUGACCUGGUCUCUGAGGCCCAGCCGCAGAUGUUUCAGGUGCCGAUGGGCUCCAGCUUUACUAUCACAUGCUCUGUCCAACCUCAGUACCGAGGAGGCUCCUUCCAGCUGAUCUCUGACACCUCUGAGCCACAGAACCACACCUUGCCAGCUGUCAAUCACUCAGCCCACUUCCUGUUCUCUGCUGCAGACCACACCCACCAAGGAGGCUACACAUGUGUUUAUCACAUCAAUGUUUUCAACCAGAACUUCUCCUCGUCUAAGAGUGAAGUCCUCCAUCUUACUGUCUCAGCCCCUGUGACCACGUUGAUCAUAUGUCUGGUGAUCAUUAUCCUGAUCCUUCUGAUAUUUACCAUCAGCCUCCACGUCUACUGUAAGCAGGGGGCAGCUCAGACUACAGGCUUCUCCUUGAAGAAAGAGAAAAGAGGAGGAUUUCCAAAUCCAGAUCUAUGAAGUUGUCAUCUCAUCACAUCCAGCAUGAUAAAGAAGAAUUUGGUCUGUUCUGUGUAUCUGUGGUGUCCAAAGCAUGAUUUUUUUGUCAAUUUGGCCUAAAUGGUGACUAAAACAGCGUGGAUACUGCACAACUUAUGGCAGGAAAACCUCAACUCUUCAUCAAAGUGUACGGUCAGUAAACAACAGAUACACACAGAAAUGUCAAAUGACUUGGUGAUAUAUGUGUUAAUCCAGGAAUUAGGUUUUUUUUGAGUCACACAAAAUGUCAUCUCAUAUCAGUCCUCACAGAAUGAAAAAGCUGAAACAUCUCUAGU